Molecule: messenger RNA, 4437 nt
Organism: Lodderomyces margitis
Lineage: Eukaryota; Fungi; Ascomycota; Pichiomycetes; Serinales; Debaryomycetaceae
Gene: GEA2
Product: Arf family guanine nucleotide exchange factor
Exons: 1
Coding region: 1-4437 (1478 amino acids)
Biological process (GO): regulation of ARF protein signal transduction
Molecular function (GO): guanyl-nucleotide exchange factor activity
Source: RefSeq, a predicted model, not a curated record
AUGGAGUUGGAUCAUAGUGGUAUUUCAAAUGGAAAUGGGAUUUCCAAAUGGAAGGACGGCUAUGCAAUAAGCAUUGAUCCCAUCACGCUUACUGUCAACGAAUGCAUGAUAAUGGUGUCUGCAAUGAGGCGAUCCAACAGGUGGGCCUCAGGAGGUGUUUCUUCAUUGUUCAACGCAGGAGACUUUUUUGGAACUAGAGAAGAAGAUGAUACGUUUUCCGAUAGUUUGGACAUAUCGUCCAUCCUUAAUAAUCACAGCUCAAGCUAUGAAAAGAGCGUUGAAGCGAAUAGUGUUGGUGGCGGCAUGUCUAAGCAUCUGCAGGGCAACCCUUUACUUUCGUCAUUUUUGCAAUUACGUUCAAUUCUUUUGGAAGCGCAAAACAUUUAUGAUGUUGACAGCUUGACCAUACUUCAACCAUUUUUGCUAGUCAUCAAGUCCUCCUCAACAUCAGGAUUUGUCACUGGACUAGCUUUGAAUUCAAUCUCCAAAUUCAUCACCUAUGGUGUUAUAUCAGCAAAGUCAAAGAAUUUGCAAAAUUCCUUAAUUCAAAUUGUGUCGUCACUCACCCACUGCCGUUUUGAGGCUGCAGAGCAAAGCUCGGAUGAUGCUGUUUUAUUGAGAGUAUUACGUUUGUUGGAGAAGUUGAUGGAGAGUCCUCUCGCAAUUCUACUUACUGACGACAGCGUUUCUGAAAUUGUGCAGACAUCCUUGUCUUUGGCAUGUAACAAAAAGCGAAGUGAGGUGUUGAGAAGAGGUGCUGAGAUGUCCUUGGUAUCAAUAUCAGUGGUAAUAUUCAGUAGACUUAGAGACAUAGAGCCUGAUAAAGAGAUUGCCAUUGAUCUUCAAACAAACUUUUCAGAAACAAAGCUUCCUGAAGACACCAUUGGUGGCACACUAGCCGAUAACAUUCAAGCCAACGUAUCUCAAGAACAAAUUACUGUGAACAAAGAUCUUCAGGAGGAGCAAACGUUACAGAACAAGUUAGAACCCUCGUUUGGAAUCAAAUGUAUUAAUGAAUUUCUUGGGAUCUUGGUGUCCAUAAUUUCCCCAUCUAACCAAUACCAGCAUAUGGAAAGUACGAGGGUGUUUGCGUUGUCAUUAAUCAACACCGCCGUUGAGGUUGCAGGAUCGCAAAUAUCAAAGCAUUUGUCUUUGUUAACUAUGAUAGCAGAUCCGGUAUCUAAACACAUUUUGCAAAUAAUAACCACCACAGAAUCUUCGGCUUUGCUAAAACCUGCGCUUCAGUUAUUUUCCACGGUAUCCAUUGUUUUGGGAAAAGAAUUAAAACCGCAGUUUGAACUUUCGAUGAUAUUGGUUUCUCAGUCCAUUUUGCCAAGACAAAAAAAUAAUACCAAAGACCAAGCAAAGAGCGGACACCUUCAAAGCAGAUCACCAGUUGCAAAGGAGCUUCUUUUGGAGUCCUUAAGUUUGCUAUGGUCGCGAAGUCCCACGUUCUUCACCGAGCUUUUUGUCGAAUACGAUUGCAACUUUGACAAAUCUAAUCUUGCGGUGGACACUAUCAAGUUUUUGUGUCAGCUAUCUUUGCCCGAAUCAGCCCUCAAUACUACGGUGAAUGUUCCUCCUUUAUGUUUGGAAGGAGUAUUGCAUUUUUUGAAUGGGGUCAAUGAAAGAUCGAAAACUUUCCGUGCCGCUGAAGAAGAACUGUCCGUGAAUGAGUAUAUCGAGAAGCAGUUGAAGAAAAGCGCAUUCAUCAGGUGUACUGAGGUGAUUAACAAAAGCCCCAAAGAGGGAAUCAAGCUUUUGGCUAAAGAGAAUUUUAUAAGCGAUGAAAAAGAUGUUGGGGAAGUCGCUAGCUUCUUCUUUACAAAAGCAGGAAGAUUAGACAAAAAGAUGCUAGGUGAGUUUCUCGCCAAGCCUUCUAACGCGGAUCUCCUUCAGCAUUUUAUUAGAUUGUUUGAUUUUGAAGGUUUAAGAGUCGAUGAGGCGCUUAGGGUCUUGUUGAAGACUUUCAGACUCCCUGGUGAAUCACAACAAAUUGAGCGAAUCGUUGAAACAUUUGCCCAAAUUUACAUUGCGUGCCAAAAAGAUGGUCUACGCGAAAGCAAACCAGCCUCGUCACCUGACCAAGAGGGCGGGGCUGAACCGGAAGAAGAUACUUCAGAAGCAGUGAAACCUGAUAAGGAUUCCGUAUUUAUCCUAUCUUACUCCAUAAUUAUGUUGAAUACUGACUUACACAACCCACAAGUGAAGCGCCAGAUGCUCUUGGAUGAUUAUAAACGAAACUUAAGAGGCACAUAUAAUGGGAAGGAUUUCCCCGAGUGGUACCUUGCCAAAAUAUACCUGUCGAUAAAGGAUCGCGAAAUUAUCAUGCCGGAAGAGCAUCACGGUACUGAAAAGUGGUUUGAUGAUGUCUGGCAUAACCUAAUUUCGACGCAGGACUUUACACAAAUUGAGCAUGUGAAGCUCGAGAAAACUGCUACAUGCGAGUUUGAUAAGGAGUUAUUCACCUCCGUCUUCAAUGGCAUAGUCGACAUGAUUAUGACGAUCUAUAAAGAAGCAUCAGAUGACCAUGUAUUGACAAGAUUGAUGUCAUCAUUGGAUAAAAUUUUCAACAUAUGUUUAACUUAUGAUAUGGAGGAUGCAAUUGAUGACUUAACUUGCAGGCUAGUGGAGUCAAGCAACUUGGCAAAAACAACAUUGCAAAAGGUGUAUGUUGAUGACAACAUCCGACCUGAAAUCCCCAUUACUCAAAUGAAAAUCGAAGGAAGAAAGGGUGAUUUGUUUGUGAGUGACUUGUCAGUCUGGUUUGGACGCAAUUUCAAAGCGCAGUUGGCGGCGGUGAUGUUAUUUAGAUUGAUGAAGAAGACAAACUGCAAGAUAACCAAGUCAUGGAACAAGGUUAUUGAAGUUAUAGCAAACUUAUUUGAGAACUGUUUGAUUGAUCCCAAUGUGUUUGUGGAGUUUCAGAAAAAGAUUCAACUCGGGCCAUUACCAAAAGUCCCACCGGUUUAUGUGAUUAAAAAGGCGAAAGUAUUAAACAAUUCUGGCCUCUUGUCAACUUUCUCCUCGUUCCUCAAGGGGUACUCGGAUGAUCCACCGGAGCCUACUGACAUUGAAAUUGAGUCAACUAUAUCAACCAUGGACUGUUUGAAAUCAUUGAAUGUUGCCAAUAUAUUUUCAAUAAUUUCCAAAAGUGAACUGGCAAAUUUGCAAAAGUUUAUACACUUGUUACUUGCAGCACUUCCUGAACACUCCGACGAAGUCAAGAGAUCCUACGAGGCAGAGACGUUAUUCAUACUUGAGACAUGUGUUUGCUUUUGUUUGUUAUUGAAUGAUGAGCACUUACUGCUGCUUGUUUUAGGUAAACUCGACAAUCACAACUUGAGCGGUCUUGGCGAGUUGAGACUAGUUGCUUACAAGUUACUUUUGUUGAGAUAUUGUAAAGAUGAGUCGGUGUUGGUUGCUACUAUCAAACAAGCUGGCUCAGUAGAACGAGAUAUUGCAAGUAAACAUGGAACCCAGAUUGUGCUGCCUUUGAUGUCAUUGACAGAUGAAGACUCUUGGUGCUGUAAGACAUUGCUCAAAGAAGAGUCAUACUGGAACACGAUGCGAUUUUAUGGGUCUUUACAGGCUUAUGCCUUUGAUAUAAUCCCUUUUCUUGAAACGCUCAUCAAAAGUCCUCAACGAGAGAUAUCACCCGAAAAUUUUCUACCAAUAUUAGGUCUUUUGGAUGAAAUCUCUUCCUUGGGCGCGAUUGGAUCGCAAUACGAAUGCGAAAAUGCUCACUCGACCGUCAAGAAUGCUAAUGAUCUGUACUAUAGAGAGGUGGUUGCUCUUGCCAAGAAAUCAAUAGAUUUGACGUCUUCCUUGGCCGUGUUGCUGAAAGAAGACAAUUUUGAAAAGCGGGAUUUAUUCUACUCCACAGUGCAAGCAUUGGCACACCAAUGUUUUAAUCCAUGCAGAGAAGUUAGGGAAUACUCAGUCAAGGCUCUUUCUGUGACUGUUUUGUCAUUUGAGGCUGAUGAUAACGUGACAUUUAGUGGCAUUUUUGAAUUCGGUCUUUUCCCAUUACUAGCUGAAUUGACAAAACCAGAUGUGUUCCAAGGCGGUUCCAAUGGAUUUGAUAAAACAUUCAAUGAGAUAUUUCGCCUCCUAUGCAAGGUCUUUUUGAAGCAAGUGGAUAAAUCGGACGUUGACACUAUUUCAAAAGUGUGGUUGGAACUUUUGGAUUACCUUGAGAAAUUCCAUUCUAGCAAUUCAAGGUCUUUAACUCCGGAAAUUACAGAAUCGAGUUCAGAAAGCUUGAAGAACUUGUUGUUGGUUUUGCAAACGAAUGAGUUCUUAUCAGAAAGUAAUCCUGAUAUUGUACAGACGACCAAGGAAAAGGUGGAGAAAUUGUUUCCUCAUUUGAGUGAGGAAUUGAACGUACAAUCGGGUGGUAAUACUAGUCUGGAAGUAGAUGAAGAAUCUAAAUAG